Molecule: messenger RNA, 1031 nt
Organism: Lycium barbarum (goji berry)
Lineage: Eukaryota; Viridiplantae; Streptophyta; Magnoliopsida; Solanales; Solanaceae
Product: nuclear polyadenylated RNA-binding protein 3-like
Exons: 3
Coding region: 35-730 (231 amino acids)
Source: RefSeq, a predicted model, not a curated record
GUCUUUCCAAUUCCUUUUUUUGGAAGGAAUUGAAAUGCCCUUUUACAGAAUCCUUAGAAUGGGUUGUGGCGUUUCCAAGAUAGAUGCCAAUGGCGUCGCCACACCCAACAGAUCUAUCCUUCCCAAUUUCCACUCUAGAAGGAGGCAAUCAACCAAAUCUAUCCCUUCAAAAAAAGAACCAUUGUUGUUGAUGCCUGAACCUAUUGAUAGACCUUCCAUUUCUGCUCCAAAAUGUGAUGAUAAUUUGAGUUGUGUCACCUCCGAGGGGUCUAAAAAAGAAGAGGAUGAAAAAAGGAUCGCGAAAAUAAGGACAAUUGUUGAGGAAGCGGAAAAAAAUGAUGAAAAAGGCCGACUACAUGAAAAUGAAGGAGAGGAGGUGGAGGAGGAUGAUAAUGAUGAUGAUCAAAGGGCGAUUAAUAAGGUUCGUGUUGAUGAGGAGGAUGGUGGUGAUUUUCCUAGUUCUCCGAGUUUUAGGGUUUAUUUCACCGAUAAGGAUGCUGAAAGCCGGAAGAUCAAUGACGGUAAUUAUAACAAGGUUGGUUUGAAGGACGUCACCCCAGCUGCAGCUACCAUAUCAUCAACAAAGGAGUCGGAGUCAGUGGGCAAGGAGGAGAAGAAAGAAAUAAGAAAGAAGAGUUUUAGAAAUGUCCUGCCAAGGAACCUGUUGAAUGGUCGAUCAUCAUCUAAUUCUUCAACUCGCUCCAGUCAUCAUCAUAAAGUAGCUUCUUGAUCAUGCAUGCUGAAGGGGAAACACAAUGGCUUUGUUUUUCAUCUGCCUCCUCUUUUGACACUAUGAUAUUGAAGGUUUAAAGGAAGUUCCUUCAGGCUUCAUGUAAUGUAAAUUUGAGAAAUAUUGAAAUUGAAUUUAUUCGUAAACAAAAUAUUCUUCUAUACUUUUGUUUUCCUUCCUUUGAUUAUUCUUCUAUAUUUCUAGCUGUUUAAUUAGCUUGGUACGGUCAAUGUAUGAUAUUUUCCAUUUUGGGCUAGACCAAUACAAUUUUCACCAAAAAGGUCUUACACCAUUAAAAAUA